Molecule: messenger RNA, 1031 nt
Organism: Hypoxylon trugodes
Lineage: Eukaryota; Fungi; Ascomycota; Sordariomycetes; Xylariales; Hypoxylaceae
Exons: 2
Coding region: 165-965 (266 amino acids)
Source: RefSeq, a predicted model, not a curated record
GGAGUAUAAAACCGCCAUAGUCAGCAUUGAUGACACCAUUUUCAGCUCAUACGACGCCAUUGAUACUUUGACGGUUUGAGUGUCUAGAACGUCUUGACGCCAACGAGUAUACCGGUCCUGUGGAGUUGAGCGCGUACCUUAUUGGUGACAACGACGACGUCGUCAUGGGUCAAGGUCCCUCGCUUCCAGGUCCACCGGGGACGAAGUUUCGCGUCAUCGGAGCUGGAAUGUCGCGUACAGGUACCAAGACACUAAACGAAGCCCUGACCAUUCUACUCGAUGGCCCCGUUCACGACUCCGGGAUCCAGUCCCUCGGAGGUCCAGAUAAUCAAAUAAAGGCUUGGCUUGAUAUCAUGGAGCUUGCUCCGAAAGCGCAAACGUUUUCAGAACAGAAAAAGCUUGAUUGGCUUAUCUCCGAAGUACUCGACGGCUACGUUGCAACCAUGGAUUGCCCCGCUGCGACGCUCACCCCUGAGAUCAUGCGGGUCUAUCCUGACGCCAUCGUAAUAGCAACAACCAGAGACCAGGCGUCAUGGUGGAAAAGCAUGAACUAUUUAAAUAGUCUAAUGGGGACAUGGUAUCUUCCAAUUGUGGUUCUAUGGCUACAUAAGUCACAAGUUUAUGGAAUCUGGCGUGAACGGUUCCACCAAAUAAUGAUGUGGCGCUACCAACAGGAGAAAAUCGAAGAGGACACACUUCGCAAGCAUGAGGAACAUUUAAGACAGGUUGUACCUCCAGAGAAGCUAUUCUUUUAUGAAGUCAGCCAAGGAUGGGAACCAUUGUGCAAGAUUCUGAAUGUUCCUGUACCAGAUCGUCCGUUUCCACAUAAUAAUAGUAAAGGAGACGCGGCGCAAACAUUUCGAGACCAUAUAAUAGCGGGUGUACUGUCAUGGGUUUUUAUGCUUAUGGCAAUUAGCAUAGUCAUUUGGUUGGUAAGGAGUUGGAUCGUUCAUCGCCUUGCUUGAACAUCACAGAUAGCCGAAAUUUAUAAUACGUUUGAACCACCCUAAAUUUAGUAAAUAAAGAGAAUG